Molecule: messenger RNA, 2488 nt
Organism: Hydractinia symbiolongicarpus
Lineage: Eukaryota; Metazoa; Cnidaria; Hydrozoa; Anthoathecata; Hydractiniidae
Product: glucose-6-phosphate exchanger SLC37A2-like
Exons: 3
Coding region: 157-1695 (512 amino acids)
Biological process (GO): transmembrane transport
Cellular component (GO): membrane
Molecular function (GO): transmembrane transporter activity
Source: RefSeq, a predicted model, not a curated record
AUACUGAUUCAUAUUAUAAGUGUAAAAUCAUAGGCAGGAGAGUUGUUUACAUCAUUCGCAUAAUAUGUCCCCACGAAUCUUGUGACAAGGUACAUGCAAUCAUAUCGCAGGUCUUGACGAAACAUCUAGGGAGCUGAGAAGAUUUCGUGUGACGCAAUGGUGUUACGUACUGCGCCAACAGUUCCACUGUAUAAAUACCUUCUGCGCAACUUAUCACAACGAUGGAAACUGAUCAAUUAUCAAGCAGCUGUUCUUAUUCUCACUUUCAUGGCCUACACAUCAUACCACUUGGCCAAACGCUCUUUCAGUAUUGUAAAAUCUGAGUUGGGAUGCAACAAAACAAUGAAUAACUCUUGUGAACCUUGGCCUCCUUUUGAUGACCAGAAGAAGAAUAAAGACUUGUUUGGUCUGUUGGAUUGUGCUUUUUUGAUGUCAUAUGCACUUGCUAUGUUUGUGAGUGGCUAUAUAGCGGAACACACAAAUUUAAGAAUCUAUUUAAGUGCUGGCAUGGUGUUAACUGGCGUUUUCACUGGAUUGAGUGGUUUGGCUUACUAUUUGAACAUACACUCCUUAUCGUUUUUCGUGCUUCUACAAAUUAUUACUGGCAUAACACAAUCUACAGGAUGGCCUUGUGUGGUUGAGGCGGUUGGCGUUUGGUUUCCCGAGGGUCGUCGUGGUUUUGUUAUGGGCGUGUGGAAUACCCACGUUUCGAUUGGAAAUAUUCUCGGUUCCCUGGUAGCCGGUGCAUUCGUUGACACUAACUGGGGUCUGUCGUUUGUUGUUCCUGGUAUUAUUAUUGCGUCCGUAGGCGUGAUUAUCUUUAUUUUUUUGAUACCUCAUCCAAGUCACGUUGGUUUGCACGAACACAAGAAACAACCCGCCUUCACACCUUCACGAACUGAUAUACUUCCAAGUCCUGAUCCUUUGCGAAAACCUAACAAAGAAGAAGUUGAGGAAGAACAAGUUGAACCGAAAGCCAUCGGUAUAUGGGGUGCAUUAAGAAUACCUGGCGUGGUAGAAUAUUCGCUUUGUUUAUUUUUCGCUAAACUAGUCAGUUACACUUUCCUUUUCUGGUUACCAUAUUACAUUCAACAAACUCCAAUCGACGGUAAAAAGUACGAUUCCGGUAAAGCUGCAGACUGGGCAACACUCUUCGACGUUGGUGGAGCUGCUGGGGGGAUCGUCGCUGGCCUGCUCACUGAUUACACCCACCAUCCGGGUCUUGUAAAUGUGAUCAUGUUGUUAUGCGCUGGUCCAAGUUUGUUUUUGUUUUAUUUUCACGGUACAGCCAACGUGACACUGUUUGUCACUUACAUGAUCAUCUCAGGAUUCUUUGUAAAUGGCCCCUAUGCGCUGAUAACAACUGCUGUGUCAGCAAGUCUGGGAACACACGAAUGUUUAAGAGGCAACACAAAAGCAAUGGCAGUGGUGACAUCUAUCAUCGACGGAACGGGAUCUUUAGGUGCCGCCAUCGGACCUUUAUUAGCUGGCGUUAUAUCUGAAUCAACUGGUUCAUGGACUGACGUGUUUUACAUGUUAAUUAUAGCCGAUAUCAUCGCGGCAAUACUUCUAUCCAGACAGUUUGCGCACGAAGUGAAAGAAGUGUAUGUUAAGCUUAGGUACAGACUAGGACGAUCGAACAGCGAUUCUGUCAAUACCUUCGAUGAGAAUGAACCUUUGCUAAGCACUGCGUAGUACAUUGUUUUUAUUAGCAACAAUUUUUAUUCGCAUUUGUGCACGUCUUUGUUAACUACCUGGUUUGUUUGAUCCUUUUCUUUAAAAAAGAAUAAACGCGUGUUAGUUUGUUUAGUUGUAUUUGAAUUUGAGUAUUUUAUAAAAAUUUUGCUUAAAUAUUAAUUCACUUUAAUGGUACUAUUUUUUGCGGGUAUUAAAUUUUGCGCGAAGUUUGAAUUUAACCAUCAUUGAGUAUCCGCGAAAAUAUUGCUUAACGCACCGAAAAGAUAAUUUCCGCCAUGAAAAAAUAACUAAAAUUUAAAUUCUACACAGUAAAAAGAGAACGCUGUUCUGUUAAAUAUAUUUAAUCUUUGACAAACUCUGCAAAAAUACUAUAUAUGGGAAUUUUUUGUCAAUUUUUUUUUCUUUUAGAGAAUCUGCUGAUCGUGAAUUUUGUAACUUAAUCUCAAAUAUUUAAUAGCAUUAUUACAUCAUUUGCCAAAAUUAAUAGCCUCGAUUUUUUUUUGCAAAUAAUCGCGAAAUAAGCACCAUUAUAGUAGUGUUAAUUUUAAUUGAUCAUCAGAGUGUGGUUUUGUUUCUAAUAUUCAUUACAUUUGCCAUUAUACCUCCUUACACGGCAGUAAAACUUCUCUAUGCAGAGCAAUAUUAGGUAUAUUGUAACCGGAGGUGGUCCUUGCCUCUGGUAAUAAUUGUAAUCAAUUUAUAUAUAUUAUUAAUAUAAAAAAUAUUUUUGAUUUCUCGCAAAAAAAUUGUACAUAUAAUUGUUUUAAAUAAUACCUGUGAAAAAUUCAAA